Molecule: messenger RNA, 3202 nt
Organism: Diachasma alloeum
Lineage: Eukaryota; Metazoa; Arthropoda; Insecta; Hymenoptera; Braconidae
Gene: Nhe3
Product: sodium/hydrogen exchanger 7
Exons: 12
Coding region: 48-2135 (695 amino acids)
Biological process (GO): sodium ion transport; regulation of pH; proton transmembrane transport
Cellular component (GO): membrane; recycling endosome
Molecular function (GO): sodium:proton antiporter activity
Source: RefSeq, a predicted model, not a curated record
GUUCAGUCGUUGCUCAGUCAUCAGUGGCCGGUUGAAGAUCAUCGAAGAUGGUUGGAGGACUGCUCCUUCUGUGUGCAUCAUUGCUGAUAAAUAACUGUCAUGGUGCUGCGUCGGACAUCGAGCUGGACGCCAAAGCCCAACUCCUCCACCGUCUCGACAGUUUAAAUCUCCUCCUCUACACAUUUCUCCUGAUCCUGACGGUGUUGACGAUCUGGACAUUCAAGCAUCGUCGCCUGCGGUUCCUCCACGAAACGGGACUGGCUGUCAUCUACGGCCUCAUUAUCGGUGCAAUAAUCCGUUAUGGCUUCAAAACGAGUCCCAUCACUCAUAUGCGCGUCGAACCCGAGGUUGACAACAGAUACAACCAGUCAGUUCCACCUGACUCUCUGUGGUUACGCUUUCCGGAAGAUAAAGGCGGUGGCACGGUUAAAAAUAAAACAUUUGCAUACUCCUUCAGGGGUGAGAUAUUCAAACAAGACAGCGAGAUUGAUCUGAAGGCCACUUUCGAUCCAGAAAUUUUCUUCAAUAUUAUUCUACCACCGAUUAUAUUUCACGCAGGAUACAGCUUGAAGAGAAAAUACUUCUUCCGUAAUUUGGGGGCCAUUUUAAUGUAUGCCCUCCUGGGCACGACAAUAUCAUCGUUUGUUAUCGGAGCACUGAUGUACACCUUCAUUCAACUGAUACCACACCUGUCCCAGUCGUUCGGAUUCCUGGACACGCUUUACUUCGGGGCGCUGAUUUCACCGACAGAUCCACUGACUAUCAUCUCGAUAUUCAAUGAUCUUCACGUAGAUGUCAAUCUCUACGCGCUUGUGUUCGGGGAGAGUGUGUUGAAUGAUGCUGUGGCUAUCGUCCUCAGCGGAUCUAUUCAGAAUUACGGGACGAGAUAUCAGACAGGCUCUGGGGGCUUCGAGACAGUGGCAUUCUUCCAGGCACUAGGUGACUUCAUUGGAAUAUUCAGUCUGUCGUUAUUUAUCGGAGCUUCAAUGGGCUGUUUAACCGCACUUCUGACGAAAUUCACGAGAGUCAGGGACUUUCCACUCCUCGAGUCCGCUUUAUUCGUCCUCAUGUCUUACAGUACUUUUUUGAUCGCUGAGUCAUCGGAUUUAACAGGUGUUGUUGCUGUAUUAUUCUGCGGAAUAUGUCAAGCCCACUACACCUACAACAACCUCAGUCCCGACUCUCGACAGCGGACGAAACAGCUCUUCGAAUUGCUCAAUUUUCUCGCCGAGAACUUCAUCUUCAGUUACAUCGGGGUCUCCAUGUUCACGUUUCCCAAGCAUCGGUUCGAUCCUGGCUUCAUAUUCUCGGGAUUCGUCUGUGCGCUGAUAGGACGUGCAGCCAAUGUCUAUCCCCUCUCGUUUCUCCUCAACUUGGCGAGAAAACCGAAGAUACCGAUGAACCAUCAGCACAUGCUGUUCUUCGCUGGGUUGAGGGGAGCCAUGAGCUUUGCCCUCGCCAUCAGGAAUACAGUGUCGGACGCCAGAAAAGCCAUGCUCACGACCACUAGCUUGAUCGUUAUUCUCACGGUUAUUUUCCAGGGAGGGGCGACCACACAAUUUCUCAGUUGGUUUAAAAUACCAGUUGGAGUAGAUGAAGAAGUGGAAGGUCUCUCCCACGGAAGUGUUCGGAACGUGUACAGUUCAGUGGACACUAGUGGGUCCGGUGGCGAAGGUGGCUUCGGACCUCUGGAGAUGCGUCGGGAGCGAAGUCCCCCGUACAAUUCGAUGCAAGACGGUUCCCUGCAGGCUGGGGGCAGUACCGCUGGUAAGCCCAAUGAGAAGGCUUUACUUGCACGAAUAUGGGGUGACUUUGAUACAAAAUAUAUGAAGCCACUUCUCACCCACUCGCGACCAACUUUACUGGAGACUCUGCCAGUUUGUUGCACACCUCUUGCGAGGCUUUUAACAACAGCUCAACAAUUGUCUCAGGACGAUCCAGCGAGAAAAGCAGACUCAGACUCUGACCUGUGCCUCGAAGCACAGGACGUCGAGUGGAAUACGAGUAUAGAGCCGGUGAGUUUUCAUCAGCCAAAUUUAAAUUACACUGUCAAUCCGUGCUAUCAGCCUAACAACGCUGCAGAAUUUAACAAUCCUGGUGAACCCUACGUCAUACUUAACUUGAACAGAAGAUAGAGGGCUAUUAAAUAGGCUUAACCUGAAGAUAAUAAUCAUCAGCGAAUGCAAUAAGAAAGUAAUCUCAAUGUUUUCGAUAUACUUUCGUUCGAUUGUUUUACAUUUUCGUUCAUUGGUCUGACUAACUGCAUCUCCGGGGGGAAGAAAUUCAACUGAUCCAUUGAUUAAUCAAUUAACCACUGAUUUUAUCGUGUAAUCCUUGCCUAGUGCAUGAACACUAACACUUGAACAACUUCAUUUCUUCCAUUGACAAAAGAAUUUAUUGAUAAAUGAAGAUAUCUGGAGUGACAAUGAUAUACACGACUUGAUGAGAAUCUCCAAUCACUGUAUGAUAUUCAAUGUAAAGAAUUAUUUUUUUGUAAAUUAUUGUAUACAGAAAAUUUCAGUUGGAAUUUAUUAUUGCUGAGGUGUGAUGAGAACUUGGGGCUCGAAGGUUUUUCAUUAAUGUAGAUGAGAGUGUGUGUAUCACUGUUUUAUCAUCUCACAAUGAUUGAAUGAUUAUUAUAUAAAUAUAACAAGUUUACUAACAAAUUGGGUUUGUACUUUCCAUUCGCUUGCUCCAACCGAAAAUUAUGUUUAAUGUCCUCGACUUGAUUUUAUGGGGAACAUUUGUUGAAAAGAGAUGAAUAGUUUAUAGAAUUAUUAUGAGUUUGCUUGUGAUUAUCGCUUCGAAAUUGUGUCCAUGUCCAGUCCUAAUUUAGCAUUUCGUUAUUUUUUAUCGGUGUGUAAACAUCUCAGUUUUUUGUUCAAGGGGAAGAUCUCGAAAAGUAUUGAGGGGCCAUCGAAAUUCAUGACGAAUAAAAUGUUUUUUAACUCACAUCUGUAGUAAUUAUAGUUCUCGAGAUGUAGACGUUUAAUGAAGACAAAUAUAAAGAAUAAUUUUAUUCGUCAUUAAAAUUCCCGAGAGAGUCGCACAUUUUUUGGGAACAAAAUGCAUGAUGUUUACACAGAGGGGCAUUACAAUUUUUUCGUCAUUUUUGUUCAAUUUUUUUUGUCAUGGGAGCAAAACGAUAAUUAUUUUGUGUUCAUUGGAUGACGUGAUCCAAAUUUUUUGUUGUGAAUUAUUA